AUGAACUGCGAAAUUUGUGCCUUGGACGCCUCUGCGGAUUCGAUUCUGUGGACGUGUGUUGGAUGCCCAAGGAAGUAUCAUGCAGCUUGCAUUGGCGUUACCGUGCAGCGGGGAUCACUAAGGAGAAAGGACAGGAGAUUGGUUGAUGUCAACUCGUACAUAAUGCCAUGCUGCGACUCGUGUCAGGAACUACUACAUGGGAAAAUUGCUUUCAACGGACUCGCCGAGCAGCAAAAACUUCUGGAAAAACAAAUACGGGAGAAUACUGAAGUGAUUCAUCAACUAACAUUUCAGCAAAACAAGCCGGACCUAGUACAUGAGGCACUCGAAGGCCUAGAAAUACUUCUCACUACUGUGAAACAAGAAUUGAUUGCAAUCAACAAAAAUACAAUUAAGUCAACAUCAGAUAGUGUAUACGAAUCGUUAAAAACGGUUACUUCGGAAUUAUCCGCUGAUUUGCGUGACAUGAACGCGGAAAUAAGUCAGCUUAGUCAGCUGUCUUUAGACACAGCCAACAGCAAUCCUCCAAAUUCCACCCUAGGAUACGAGAUUCUCGACGAGUUGAAGUCGGUCUCAGUUGCCCUCAACGAAAACAAAAGCACCAGGCAACUACGGUCGUCACAUGAAUCAACGUUGCUGCCAGAAAUUCUCAACGAGGUUAAAUCGAUGUCAGCAUAUGUAUAUGCGAACAAUAAGACCGCGCAAUUGCUAUCGCCGAAUGACUCACGCCCCAGUUUGGAAAUUGAAUUAAAUAACGCUAUUAACUCAGGAUGGCGUUUCUUGGGCACGAAAAAAGUAUGGAAAGCUGACUGGAGUGAGUACGAUGCGCGAGAAAUAAAUCGAUUGAAUCAACAAAAACAGGCGGAUAAGCCCAUUUUCUUGGAGAACAGUUUAUCCUCUCGAGACUUGAAGGAGUCGGCAGAGCAACGGACCGAACGUUUAGAAGCACUGGCAAUCCAGCGAGAGGAGGAAUUUGAUGAAGCUAUUCGAGUUGUAGAGGAGGAAUAUUUCGAGAUCAAGUCUUCUCUCAUUGCUUUGCGAGCCAAGUCGAUUUUGCAACCAAGGCAGGUUGGUCCCAUUGAAGAUGUUGCUAUACCUCAGCCUUCUGUUUCUCGUGUUAAGCUACCGGAUAUCAAGCUACCCUCAUUCAGCGGAAAGGUGAAGGAAUGGAUUACGUUUCGAGAUUCGUUCCGCAGUUUGAUUCAUAACAACCGUCAGCUGGAUGAUGUUGACAAGUUUACAUAUUUACGGUCUUCAGUAACUGGCGAUGCGUUUCAGGAGAUUGACUCCGUGGAACUUUCAGCAGACAACUACGAGGUAGCCUGGAGACUUUUGGAGAAGAGGUUUGAAAACAAAAAGCUCAUCGUAAAGGCGCAUUUGGAUGCUCUGUUCGCGAUUGAGCCAAUGCGAAGAGAAAGCUGCGACGCUCUGAACACUCUGAUCAGUAAAUUCGAUCGCAACUUACAAAUGCUGGCGAAGAUAGGCGAACACCCGGAAAACUGGUCGACAAUACUUGCUCAUAUGGUAUGCUCUCGCUUGGAUGCGGUCACUAUUCGUCAAUGGGAAACCCACGACAACUCCAAAGAGGUGCCAAUAUACGAUAACCUGAUGGAAUUUCUACGAGAUCAGUGCACGGUAUUGCAGUCAAUCGCUCCAAGCAAAUCUAGUGUUGAUGAAUCGAGACGUUCACGUUUGUCCGUUACUCAUACUUCAGCUCAGUCGUCGAAGAGAUGUGUGUUUUGCGGUGAAUCGUUUCACAUAGUGUUUCGCUGCAGUAAGUUUAAGAGUAUGUCAAUUGCCCAGCGAGUCGAGGACGUGAACCGAAGGCGACUUUGCCGAAAUUGUUUGUCAGUGGGUCACUUUGCUGAUUGUUGCUCACGAGGAUCCUGCAAUCGGUGCGGCGGUAAGCAUCACACCCUUCUGCACUACGAGAAUACAGCAAGUGUCAUUCGCCCAGUGAAACUUCCCACUCCGCAAGUACAAGGUAGACCACAGGUAGCAGGCCCACAACCUCAACAAAUCGUACCUAAACCGCAAGGUCAGACACAAAACACACCCACUCAAUCACCCACACAAGUAAAGGCCACAACUUCACAUCCCGUAAUUCGCACCAGCUCUCAAAACACUCACCCACAAUCCACCACAGACCCACACGUAACAAAUACUCUCAAGACUACUGCGCAAGCAUCGCCGCGACAGAUUAUUAUGUCCACUGCGAUUGUUCGCGUUGAAGAUCAGUUUGGAAACACUUCGUUUGCCAGAACUUUGUUAGAUUCAUGCUCAGAGUUCUGUUAUAUGACUACUAGCUUUUCGAGAAGAUUGAAGUUCCGAGAAUCCCCUUCAUUCUUGAGAGUUGAAGGCAUUGGUAAUGGCAGUGUUGCAUCAACAAAGUUCGUGGAAGCAAAUAUUCAACCACGAAUACCGUCAAUCUCAACAUUUACGGAGACAAUGCAGUUCCAUGUUCUACCGAAGAUCACCCGAACUUUGCCUAUUCGGCCUAUUCAAGUCGACAUCAGUCUGUUUCCAUCAGAUCUUGUGUUAACAGAUCCAUCGUACGGAAAACCAGGAUCAAUUGAUAUGAUUAUCGGAGCAGAGUGCUACUACGACCCGCUCACUGCUGGAAGGAAGAAGCUAUCCGAGGAUGGCCCCACUCUACAAGAUACCGUAUUCGGUUGGGUAUUAUCUGGAAAGGUUCCGGAGGAUCCCAACAUUCCUAGAACUUCAAGCUACGUCACUUCUACAGCGGAUCUACAAGAGUUGCUUGCAAGGUUCUGGGAGCUUGAAACCUGUCAUGUCAACAGUACCCAUUCGGUUGAAGAGACUGCCUGCGAGGAACUGUUUGAAAGAACAACCGUGCGUGAUGCUGAAGGUAAAUUUGUCGUAACUCUACCAAGGAAAGAGUUUGCCAUCGCAAGACUGGGAGAAUCGAAAAAUAUCGCACACAAACGAUUCCUUAAUCUCGAGAGAAGACUCGACGCAAACGUUGAACUAAAGGCAAUGUACCGCGAGUUUAUCCACGAAUAUCUGUUGAUGGGCCAUAUGAAGGAGAUUAUCGAUGAGUCCUGUGAUGACCCAGUUUACUACAUGCCGCAUCACGCAGUGCUGAAACCAGACAGUACUACAACAAAACUACGAGUUGUCUUCGACGGAUCUUGUCGUACGUCUAGCGGAAUUUCCCUGAACGACACGCUAAUGGUGGGACCCGUCGUACAGGAUGAUUUGAUAUCGAUCAUCACCCGUUUCCGACUGCAUCGGUUUGCGCUUGUGGCUGACGUAGCCAAAAUGUACCGGAUGGUUCGUGUGCAGCCAUCGGACCAACACUUACAGCGGAUUCUUUGGAGGGAAUCGCCGGAAGAACCUAUAAAGAUCUUCGAGCUUACCACAGUCACGUACGGGACUGCAAGUGCACCGUAUCUUGCGACGAAGUGUUUGACGAAACUAGGGAAAGACAGUGAGUCGACUCACCCCAUUGCCGCUAGGGUAAUCCAAGAAGACUUUUACGUCGAUGAUAUGCUGUCAGGAGCCGAUAGUAUCGAAGAGGCUAAUGCAUUGAUUUCGGAAGUGACUCAGGUAACCAACUUAGCCGGUUUCACACUCAGAAAGUGGAACUCCAAUUCUGCUAAGUUGCUUUCAAGACUGCCGAAAAAUCUGCAAGAUGAACGAUCCACACUGGAGUUAGAUUCAUCCAGUUCUACUGUGAAAACACUUGGUUUGCGGUGGGACACUAGUUCGGAUAGUUUUUGCUUUAGUUUUCCACAGUGGCGAUCGAACUCCGCCGCCAUAACCAAACGUAGUAUCCACUCAGAUGCAGCGUGUCUGUUUGACCCGCUAGGAUUAGUGGGACUAGUAGUUGUACAGGCGAAGAUUUUUAUUCAGCAACUCUGGCGUCUGAAGUGCGAUUGGGACGACCCGUUGGAUGAAUCACUACAAGAAGUUUGGAAGGAAUACAAGCAAAAUUUGAUGGCUUUAGAAUCGUUAUCAGUUCCCCGUUGGAUUGGUUGCAGUAAUGAUUGGUCCGAAGUUCAACUACAUGGAUUUUGCGAUGCAUCAGAGGUCGCAUAUGGAGCCUGUCUGUACCUUCGUUGCACGGCUUUAGAUGGAACAAUCACAACAUGUCUCAUUACGUCCAAGUUCAGAGUAGCACCACUGGAAAAUCUGAAGACCAAGAAAAAGAAAAUAUCUAUUCCUCGAUUGGAACUGUCAUCGGCCCUUCUGCUUAGUCAUCUGUUCGAGAAGUUCGCCCGAAUCGCACCUGUUAAGUCUGCCUAUUUCUGGACAGACUCGAUGAUAGUCAAGCACUGGUUAGCAUCUCAGCCAUCACGAUGGCAAGCGUUCGUAGCAAAUCGAGUGUCGGAAAUUCAGCAUCUCACCAAGGACGGAACAUGGAACCACGUACCAGGAAUUGAAAAUCCCGCAGACCUGAUUUCUCGAGGGAUGUCACCAGCUCAACUACAAUAUCAGUCUCUGUGGUUCGAGGGUCCCCUGUGGAUGUCGCAAAUGGGACAAUAUUGGCCGAAAGCUGUAGAGCCUGCACCAGAUCAGAUAGAGCCUGCGUUGCUGGAAGAGCGACCAUCGUCAUCAUUUCCUGCUCAAGCACUUCCACCUAGCGACAUCUUUGGAAUGCGUUCGUCAUACACCGAACUUCUUCGACUUGUAGCGCUUCUUCUGCGCUUCAGAUUCAACGCACAAACCUGUAAUAGGCAGUCCAGAAAAACCGGAAAUAUUUCGCACGAUGAAUUAGAGCAAGCGGUGCUCGUGCUGGUUCGUCUAUCGCAGCAGGAGUGCUUUUCAGCAGAGUUGCGCAGCUUAACAAAGAAUGGUCAAGUUCAUGAAGGAUCCACUAUCAAUAGUCUAUGUCCACGUUUGUCUGCUGAUGGUGUAAUGCGCGUUGGCGGUCGACUUUUCCAUGCGCCGAUACCAGCUUCCAGGAAGCAUCCGUUUAUCUUGGAUAGUCAUCAUCCUUUUGCAACUCUAAUUGUGAGGCAUUAUCAUCUACGUUUGUUCCACGCCGGACAGCAAUUGCUGAUUGCUUCCGUUCGAGAGAAGUUUUGGCCAACCGCUAUUCACAGCUUGGCCAGAAAAGUGAUCCACGAGUGCGUAGCGUGUUUCAAACGAAAGCCCAAGGCGUUAGAGCAGCUUAUGGCAGAUCUCCCGCCUGAACGUGUCACUCCAUCUUCACCGUUUUUGAAGGUAGGAGUGGAUUAUUGUGUGAAGGCAGUUCAUCUAGAGCUCGUAGCAGAUCUGACCACUCAAGCGUUCCUAGCUGCAUUGAAGCGAUUUGUAGCCCGUCGAGGAAAACCACAACUAAUCAUGUGCGAUAACGCUACAACGUUCGUCGGCGCCAAACGUGAAUUGAUUGAGCUACAUCGACUAUUUCACGGACAGCACUUCCAAGAUGCUGUUGUCAAGGAUGCGGAAAACGAUAACAUCGAGUUUCGCUUCAUUCCACCUCGCAGCCCAAACUUUGGUGGGCUAUGGGAGGCACAAGUAAAGUCAUUUAAGAAUCACUUCCGGAAGACAAUCGGUCUGAGGACUCUCACCGUUGACGAAAUGCUAACAGCUUUAGCGCAGAUCGAAGCUAUCCUCAACUCGCGUCCACUGACACCGGUCAGCAGCGACCCGAACGAUUUCGAAGCGCUCACUCCAGGGCACUUUCUAGUGCAUCGGCCUUUGACUGCGAUCCCAGAACCAGGCCUUCAGGAUAUACCAAUCAAUAGGCUUUCUAUGUGGCAGCGAGCCCAAGGUCUCAUUCAGCAGAUGUGGAAGAAGUGGAGCACUCAGUACCUGUCUGACCUUCACAAUCGCACUAAGUGGACUAGGCAGCGAGACAACGUGGCAGAAGGAACGAUGGUUUUACUGAAGGACGAGAAUACACCUCCGCUGAAGUGGAACCUAGGACGAGUAGUGAAGGUCUUCUACGGAGCAGAUGGCAACAUCCGAGUUGUCACCGUGCGUACCAAGGACGGCUGCUUCGACAGAGCGAUAUCUAAAAUCUGCGUUCUUCCAAUCCGGGACAACGUCACGGAAUCAACGGCAGUUGGGAACUAA
Topomyia yanbarensis is the source of this 6048-nucleotide messenger RNA. RefSeq lists its product as uncharacterized. Lineage: Eukaryota; Metazoa; Arthropoda; Insecta; Diptera; Culicidae. The record is from RefSeq and is a predicted model, not a curated record. The coding region runs from base 1 to 6048 and encodes 2015 amino acids. The transcript is spliced from 4 exons. Gene Ontology annotation, molecular function: nucleic acid binding. Gene Ontology annotation, biological process: DNA integration.